Pangasianodon hypophthalmus (striped catfish) is the source of this 1468-nucleotide messenger RNA. RefSeq names its product SUMO1 activating enzyme subunit 1 (gene sae1). The record is from RefSeq and is a predicted model, not a curated record. Bases 18 to 1181 code for a protein of 387 amino acids. Gene Ontology annotation, biological process: protein sumoylation. The transcript is spliced from 9 exons. NCBI's taxonomy places the organism in Eukaryota, Metazoa, Chordata, Actinopteri, Siluriformes, Pangasiidae. Gene Ontology annotation, molecular function: SUMO activating enzyme activity. Gene Ontology annotation, cellular component: cytoplasm; SUMO activating enzyme complex.
AUUAUGCGCCCUUUUGAAUGAGACCAAGCGGGACUUUUGUCGCAUUGAAUGGGCAGCAGGAAAAUUGUUCCGAAAGCAGCUGUGUUUAUACUGAGUAUCUGCAUCAUCCAGGAUCAUUUUUGAACCACGUUGAAAUGAUUGAUACAAUCGAAAAAGACGACAAUAUCAUAAGCGAGGAAGAAGCAGCUCAGUAUGACCGGCAGAUUCGGCUCUGGGGUCUGGAUGCACAAAAGAGGCUGAGGGGGUCUCGAGUGCUGCUUGUUGGACUCAGAGGACUGGGUGCUGAAGUGGCAAAGAACCUUAUUCUAGCUGGAGUGAAAGCACUCACUCUUCUGGACCACGAACAGGUUACUGAGGAAUCAAGACGAGCUCAGUUCCUCAUACCAGUGGAUGCAGAUGGUCAGAAUCAGGCCCAGGCAUCCCUGGAACGAGCCCAGUUCCUCAAUCCAAUGGUAGAAGUAAAGGCUGACACAGAUCAAGUGGAAAGCAAGCCAGAUGACUUCUUUCUUCAGUUUGAUGCAGUGUGUCUGACAAGAUGCUCCAGAGACCUGAUGGUGCAUGUGGACCAGCUUUGCACCACCAGAAACAUUAAAGUCUUCUGUGGGGAUGUCUUUGGUUACCAUGGAUACAUGUUCUCUGACCUGGGCUCGGAGCAUCAUUAUGUGGAAGAGAAACCAAAGGUGGUGAAAUCAUCAGAAGAGGCUAAUGAUGGCCCUGAAGUGAAGAAACUUAAAAUUGAUCCGAAUGAGACUACCAUGGUGAAAAAGACGGCCAGUUUCUGCUCUCUAAAGGAGUCUCUAGAGGUUGACUGGACGAGUGAGGAGGCCAAACGCAAUCUCAAGCGCACACCACCAGAUUACUUCUUACUACAAGUUUUGCUGAAAUUCCGCACAGAUAAAGGUCGAGACCCUCAUCCAGGUAGCUUUGCUGAGGACUCUCAGUUGCUCCUGCAGAUCAGAGAUGAUCUCCUAGAGGCUAUGGGGGUGAAUCCGGAGCUGCUGCCUGACAACUUUGUCAGCUACUGUUUUUCUGAGAUGGCUCCAGUGUGUGCUGUGGUGGGAGGAGUACUUGGUCAGGAAAUAGUCAAGGCACUGUCCCAGAGAGAUGCCCCACACAGGAAUUUCUUCUUUUUCGAUGGCCUGAAGGGCAGCGGCGUGGUGGACUACUUUGGAGCCAAAUGAUCUUGGAGAAGACCAAGGACAAGUGGACAAAAUGGAGGCACUCAAAACAUCAUGGAAAGACCUUCUCAGUGCUUCAAAAAAAAAAAAAAAAAUGUUUUGAACAAUAAGCACUCCUUUGAGGAGCUCAGGCAUUGUCAUUAUUUUUUGUGAGUUUAUACAGUCUCCAGGCAAACACACUCACCUUUUUCUGCCUGCAAUUAUGACAAGAUAGUGAAGUUCCAUGGCAAAGUUUGUUAUUUCCCAUUUUAUAAUGAAAAGAUUCAAAUAAACAAAUUUCUUUUGGAUUA